AUGGCCAACUCCUACACCACAAGGAACGGCCGCACGGCCAAAAGAGGGGCGUUCCUCAACGGUGUGUGGCAUUGCGACUGUGAGCCACGGAUGCCAGCAGACAAGUUUCAGGUGAAAAAUGGCGGCAAAAACCAUGGAAGAUGGUUCUACACCUGCCAAAAGCCACAACACAAACGGUGCAAAUUCUUCCUAUGGAACGAUGAUGCCAAAGUCCGCGAAGAAGCUGCAGUCCUGAGCAAUUCUCGAACAGAGCCAAAUCUACCCGCUCCUCUCACUCCUCAGAAGAAAGACCCUAAUGCUCUACCCCUAACACCGCAAACGAGGCAGGAUGUCAGGAACAGACGAGACACGAAAGAGCCUGCGAACAUAAAACAUGAUGAGAGCUUCGAUUGGUCUUCAAGUAAUGACGAAGAGCUCCUCAAGGCUGAGCAAGACAUAUUGGAGAAGUCGCCAUUCCAGACCCCGAAGAAAGCUCCUCGCACGGAGAGCCUGACAUCGCCAGGCAAAAGGAAGUUUGUUCAGGCGGCAGCGCAGUCCGCCACCGCUGACGAGACAUGGCCUCUCAGCGACGAUGUCUUCACUACUCCAAGCACAACCCACCCGUCCAAGAGCAGCGGUUUGCUGUCACCAUCCAGUACUCCAGCUAACAGAGCUACGCAGCACGUUCUGCCUGAAACAGAGCCAUCCACGCUUGCUUCUGAAGCGCUCGAUAUAUUGAGAGGCUCGCGCAUCGAUCCAGAGGUCGAGAAGGAACUAGUGGAUCUCCUCAAUAGGCAUGACCUGCGUACUCAAGGCAUCAUUAAGGGCCGGGACAUCACUCGUCUGGCUGUUCAGGCAAAGGAGAAGAAGAUUGCAGAGCUGCAAGCUCGAAUUGCAGCACUUGAAGCAGAAAAGGAGACAAAUAAGAGAGUCAUAUCACACCUGAAACAUGACAUGGCUGCCUCUCCAAAAAGGGGUAAAGGCAGGAGUGCACCUCGUGGAGAACAACCAGAAGCCUGA
This is a messenger RNA of Fonsecaea multimorphosa CBS 102226, 999 nucleotides long. RefSeq lists its product as uncharacterized. Lineage: Eukaryota; Fungi; Ascomycota; Eurotiomycetes; Chaetothyriales; Herpotrichiellaceae. The transcript is spliced from 2 exons. The record is from RefSeq and is a predicted model, not a curated record. Bases 1 to 999 code for a protein of 332 amino acids. Gene Ontology annotation, molecular function: zinc ion binding.